Porites lobata is the source of this 1806-nucleotide messenger RNA. The record is from the annotation of a GenBank genome assembly. Lineage: Eukaryota; Metazoa; Cnidaria; Anthozoa; Scleractinia; Poritidae.
GUCUAUUUACAUUCUGGAAAGGCUAAGAACAGAAAAUGUACCUUGAGUGUUUUACUUCCGUGAAAGGUGUCCAAACAUUUCAGCAUGAAGUUUUGCAACAUAGUUAUCGCUUCGCUGUUUUUUAAUUGUUUUCUUGAAACUGACACAUGGCGAAGACGUCGUCGUCGCCGUCGAUCCUGCAGUCCUCGGAAUUGUGAAGUCAGUUUUUGGUCUUCUUGGAGCUCAUGUACUGCUGAACAAUGUGGACAACAAGGAUCACAACGACGGACAAGAUGGCGAGUAUCUGAGCCGAGUUGUGGAGGUUCAGAAUGUCCUACCUUAGAGGAAACACGGCAGUGCUAUGGUACACGAUCAGUGAACUGUCAGCUGAGCUCUUGGUCUGCGUGGAGUGCCUGCUCUACUUUAUGCGGCAUCUCUGGUAUUCAAACCAGUGCCCGUCAUAGAAUAAUCACCGAGCGUUGUGGUGGAAGUUGCUCGUCAACAUUACGGAAGACAAAAGGAUGUCAGGAGUUAAGCUGCCUCAACGGGGGAAGUUUAAAGCGUGAAACAUGCUAUUGUAAAGAAGGCUAUUCGGGACACUGCUGUGAGAAAGGUAAACCAGCAAUUAUAGAGCAGCAAAUUUUUCGCUUUAUGUUCCUUUACAUACUUUUCGUUUAUAGAUCUUGGCAGAGCCUGCUAAUAUAUACAGCCGUUUACUCUACUCUAUCUCAUCGCUCCUCGCCGUGGGGACAAUUUCGUGUUGGUAGAAGCAAUGAGAGGCUGUGUAAUCGCUAGCUAUUAAACUUAUCUAGCAACGUACUAUAACUUCGGAGCUUUUACGAGCAUCUGUAAAACCACCCGCUAAACUCUUGUUUGAAAACGAAGAAGAAAAUAUAAGUUCGCUUUGAUUCUCAAUAACACGGAACUCUCUGUCCGCGCUGAGUAUUUUGUUAGCCCGCUAUUGCCCGCUAUUGAACGUCUCGAAUAUUGAAAAUUAGGCGCAUUUUGCGAGGCUGUUAAAAUCAUGGUUGUUUCGCUUCAUCUGUCAUUGAAUUUUACACCUCUUUUUUUUAUGAAAGUAACCGUUAAUUAAGCUGAAAAGGCGAAUUGAAGCAAAAUAUGACCCCAGCUAAAUUUCGUGGGACAAAUUGAACCAAAACUCUCAUUUAGAGGCUCGUAUCUGACGUUAGAACCUAGGUGAAGUCCAAAUAGACCAAAAGGAAGUUCCUCUAUUAGUUAAUGAAUAUAAAAAACCUAAUCACAGUUUACAAUUUAAAAAACUACUAAACAAUUGUUUUUCAAACUUUCAGGGGAAGGAAAAGGAAAGAGUUCAACAGGGCUCAGCCAUGGAAAAAUUGCAGGAAUUUGUGUUGGUUGCAUCGGGGCGGUUGCACUAUGCUUUUUGCUUAAAUUUAUAAAGGACAAAUGCACAAAGGUACACCCUCAUUCUGGCGUUGUUAGCCGCUAUUGUAGCUGUUGUAACUGUUGUAACUAGAUACAUAAACUUCCAUAAAGGUUGCGGAGGAUGAAGUAUGUUUAAUGUAAACUGUAAUUAAACCAAAAAGGCCGUUUCGAGGCCCCAAGCAGGGUUGAGAGAAUAUAGUUCUUCAUCGUGCUUAAAGUAACAAGCCUGCUACCCAAACCUAUUUUGCAGAAACUCUGUUUUCAAUUCUACGACUGUAAUAUCCAAGAGAAAGUUCUCUGCCAAACAAUGGCUGUGCAUGUGCUGAAUAGGACAAUCACAGGACUUUUUAGGGCAUAUAGUAUAUUUGUGGCCCGAGUAGUAUCAUUUACGUUUGUUCAGGUAUCAUUCAUGCAACGAGGGAC